AUGUCUGGUGGCACUGGUGGUAUGGGAGGUGGACGCGGACAUCAAGCGGGCGUCACGGUUAGAACCCACACCACCACAGUGUCCAGCGGGCCGGAAGAAGGUGAGGUGCCAGAGGUCCCUCCGUCCCCUCUGGACAUCGAGGGGCCCCCGGCGUACACGGUACGUUCCAUCCUGGACUCUAGACGCCGGGUAUUUGCAAAAGGCUACCCCAACCUGGCCUUCCAUGAGGAUACGAAGCCUCAGGAGCGGAUGACAGAGGGGCAGCCAACCGUUGGCACGGAGCGCAAGCCAAAGAAGGGCCUCGGAAGGAAGAAAAAAGAACCAGCAAAAGCAGUGGGAUUUUUCCAGUUGUUCCGCUACGCUACUGGUUGUGAGGUGCUCCUAAUGAUAAUCGGCCUGCUAUGUGCUGCUCUCCACGGGAUAGCCCUGCCCCUUAUGUGUGUUGUGUUUGGACAGAUGACCGACAGCUUUGUACAAAGUGGACAGCAGCUCAACCUUACAGUUCCUUGGACUUCAUGGUAUAAUUUCUGCUCUGACGUGCACUGUCAACUGAGGGACCCGCUCACCUUACAUGCCUAUUACUUCAUCGGGAUCGGUUGUGCUGUGUUCCUGCUGGGGACCUUUCAGGUGAUGUUGUUCUUGCUGACAGCCACCAAACAGACCAAACGGAUCCGGGAGAAAUACUUCCAUGCCAUCCUCCACCAACAGAUGUCCUGGUUUGAUACACACCAGAUAGGAGUUCUCAACGUCAGGUUGACAGAUGACAUCAACACAAUCAACGAAGGCCUUGGAGACAAGAUCUGUGUGUUCGUGCAGUUCUUCUGCACCUUCUUGUCAGGGUUCAUCAUUGGUUUCAUCUUCGGCUGGAAGCUGACACUCGUCAUCCUGGCCGUCAGUCCUCUCCUGGCAGGAUCAGCUGCCGUCUGGUCCAAAAUACUUGCCACCCUGACCAGUAAGGAGCUGUCUGCCUAUGCCAAAGCAGGGGUGGUAGCUGAAGAGAUACUGGUGGCUAUCAGGACAGUUGUGGCUUUCAAUGGGCAGAAGAAAGCUGUGGAAAGGUAUGAAAACAACUUGGAGGAUGCUAAAAACUUUGGAAUAAAGAAGGCCAUCACCACUAACGUGGCCAUGGGCUUCACCCAGUUUGUCAUAUUUGGGACGUACGCCUUGGCUUUCUGGUACGGGACCAAGCUCUCUGUAGACGAGCCUGAAAACUACACCAUUGGAAAAACCAUUACAGUCUUCUUCUCAGUGAUGAUUGGGUCGUUCUCUUUGGGCCAGGGUGCGCCUAACUUGGAAGCCAUCGCCAAAGCCCGGGGUGCUGCCUAUGAAGUCUACAAUACCAUUGACCAGCCGCGGCCCAUAGACAGCAGUUCAAAGGAAGGUCACAAACCAGACUGUGUGAAAGGAGACAUUGAAUUCAAGAACAUCCACUUCAGCUACCCCUCCAGGAAAGAUGUCAAAAUUCUUCAGGGAGUGAAUCUGACAGUUCCUCGUGGGAAGACCAUAGCUCUGGUUGGAGCCAGUGGAUGUGGGAAGAGCACCACCAUUCAGCUGCUGCAGCGCUUUUAUGAUCCAGACUCAGGAGAGAUUACCCUGGAUGGUCGGGACAUCCGGACCCUGAAUGUGAAGUGGCUGAGGGAGAAUAUGGGUAUCGUCAGUCAGGAACCUGUGCUAUUCGGAACAACCAUCGCAGAAAACAUCCGCUACGGCAGAGAGGAUGCCACAGAUGAGGACAUCGAACGGGCCGUGAGAGAGGCCAACGCAUACGACUUCAUCUCCAAACUCCCCGAUAAGCUGAACACCAUGGUGGGGGAACGGGGAGCCCAGCUCAGUGGAGGACAGAAGCAGAGGAUAGCUAUCGCCCGGGCCCUGGUCAAAAACCCGAAGAUCCUCCUGCUGGACGAGGCCACCUCCGCCCUGGACACCCAGAGUGAGUCGGUCGUCCAGGCCGCUCUGGAUAAGGCCAGGGCGGGCCGCACCACGAUAGUGAUCGCCCACCGCCUGUCCACCAUCAGAACAGCUGACGUGAUCGCUGGCUUCAGCAACGGAGAGGUGGUGGAGCAGGGAACACACAGGGAACUCAUGGCCAGGAAGGGGGUCUACUACUCUCUGGUCAUGCAGCAGAGUCAAGGGAAGCUAGAGGAAGAUGAAGAGGACCCUGUGGAAGAGGAUAACCCUCCUAAAUAUGAGGAUCUAGAUGAUGUCCUAUAUGACUCAUCUGACAUGGAUGAGCUGGAAGUGGUAAACGAGGAAGGAAUAGAAAACGGCGGCUUUGAAAGGAACUCAAUCAGCAGUGGCCGUGUGGAAAUGAAACCGACCAGGAGGAAAUCUAAGAAGUCCAAGAAAGACAAGAAGGAAAAGAAACCAGAGGAAGCUCCAGACAUCCCCUUCACCAGAAUCCUGGCCUUGAACAAGCCCGAGUGGCCGUACAUGUUGGUAGGAACCCUGUCUAGCUUGGUGGGGGGAGCCGUUUAUCCCUGUGUCGCCAUCAUCUUCGCCAAGAUCAUUGGAGUGUUUUCCGAGGUUGACCCGGAAGUCAAACGACAGAAAACCAUGAUGUUUUCCCUGCUCUUCCUUCUCAUCGGAGGAGUGGCUUUUGUCACCUACUUCCUAAAGGGUUACAUGUUUGGAAAAUCAGGAGAGCUUCUUACCAUGAGGCUGAGGAGGCAGGUAUUCCAUGCCAUGAUGAGACAGGAGAUUGGAUGGUUUGAUGACAACAACAAUGCAGUGGGAGUUCUAACCACCAGAUUGGCCACAGAUGCAUCUCUGGUUAAAGGGGCGACUGGGUCUAGGUUGGGUCUGGCCACCAACACAGUCUGUGCUCUCACCAUGGCCAUUGUGGUGGCCUUCAUCCACAGCUGGCAGCUCACCCUCGUCAUCCUCGCCUGUGUGCCCUUCCUCAUUGGAGCCAAAAUCAUUCAGAGAAGGGCCAUGGCAGGCCACGCCUCCAAAGACCAGGGUGCCCUGGAGCAGUCUGGGAAGAUAUCUACUGAGACCGUUGAAAACUUCAAGACAGUUGUUGGAUUGACACGGGAGGACGUCUUCUUUCACAAGUUCAUGGACAGUCUAGAAAGACCAUACCAGAACGGUUUGGUGAAGGCUCCCAUCUACGGACUAACAUUUGCCGUUGCCCAAGCAAUCCCUUACAUGGUCAAGGCUGCAAUCUUCCGCUUUGGGUCCUGGCUUAUUGCUCACUGCCACACAGAAUAUGAAAAUGUUUUCCUUGUGUUUUCUGUGAUCACAUUUGCUGCCAUGAACAUAGGAGAAUCAGCAUCUUUUGCUCCUGACUUUGCCAAAGCGAAAGCAGCUGCUGGGAGAAUUCUUGGCUUGUUGGAGAAGAAACCAGAGAUUGACAUUUACAGUGAGGAGGGAGAGAAGCCAACGGACUUUGUCGGGGACAUUGAGUUCCGAGGGAUCCACUUUGCGUACCCGACCCGUCAGAACGUGAGGGUUCUCCAGGGGUUGAGCGUGUCAGUGGGGCCUGGUCAGACCCUGGCCCUGGUCGGGGAGAGUGGCUGUGGGAAAAGCACCUCCAUACAACUACUGGAGCGUUUCUAUAGCCCUGCUGAAGGAGAAGUGUUAGUGGAUGGGUUGGAUACUAAGACCCUGAACCUGUCGUGGCUGAGGUCUCAGCUGGGCCUGGUGUCCCAGGAGCCCAUCCUGUUCGACUGCAGCAUCUCAGAGAACAUCCAGUACGGGGACAACAGCAGAGAGGUCUCCCAGGAUGAGAUAGAGGAGGCAGCCAAGAACGCCAACAUCCAUGACUUCAUCAUGGGCCUGCCAGAGAAAUACAAUACCAGGGUUGGGGACAAGGGGACCCAGAUGUCUGGAGGUCAGAAACAGAGGAUAGCCAUUGCCAGAGCACUGGUCAGGCAGCCUAAAGUACUGCUGCUGGAUGAAGCCACUUCCGCCCUGGACACAGAGAGUGAGAAGAUUGUCCAACAGGCUUUAGACGCCGCCCGGCAGGGCCGCACCUGCAUCGUGAUCGCCCACCGCCUGUCUACCAUCCAGAACGCAGACCAGAUAGCGGUAAUUCAGUAUGGUCAGGUGACAGAGCAGGGUACACAUACUGACCUCAUGGCUAAAGGGGGGGCUUACUAUGCCCUGGUCAACGCACAGGUCACCCACUAA
This is a messenger RNA of Salvelinus namaycush (lake trout), 4131 nucleotides long. RefSeq names its product ATP-dependent translocase ABCB1-like. Lineage: Eukaryota; Metazoa; Chordata; Actinopteri; Salmoniformes; Salmonidae. The record is from RefSeq and is a predicted model, not a curated record. Gene Ontology annotation, molecular function: ABC-type transporter activity; ATP binding; ATP hydrolysis activity. Gene Ontology annotation, cellular component: membrane. Gene Ontology annotation, biological process: transmembrane transport. The coding region runs from base 1 to 4131 and encodes 1376 amino acids. The transcript has 30 exons.